Rhincodon typus (whale shark) is the source of this 957-nucleotide messenger RNA. RefSeq names its product ankyrin repeat and SOCS box protein 12-like. Gene Ontology annotation, molecular function: protein binding. The coding region runs from base 1 to 957 and encodes 318 amino acids. Gene Ontology annotation, biological process: regulation of barbed-end actin filament capping; intracellular signal transduction. Gene Ontology annotation, cellular component: nucleus; cytoplasm. NCBI's taxonomy places the organism in Eukaryota, Metazoa, Chordata, Chondrichthyes, Orectolobiformes, Rhincodontidae. The transcript is spliced from 2 exons. The record is from RefSeq and is a predicted model, not a curated record.
AUGCUGAAAGUGGACCAGAUCAUGAGCCCAAUGAAGAUGAGCCUGGUGGACGUCAGUAAGAUCUUCUCGAUGCUUCAGCCCCGAAAUCAAGAUGACAAUGUGGAAGUCAAUCAGAUCAAUCAAGCCAUCUCCAAAGAUGAUGCCGCGCUUUUGUCUGAGCUGUUGUCCCAGGAGAGGUACGUCCAGUUCAUCAACAAUCGGAGUGGCUGGGGGGUGCCGGGCACUCCCUUGCGUUUGGCAGCCUCCAAAGGCCACCUGAGCUGCCUGGAGGUCCUCCUGAGGUAUGGCGCCGAGGUGGACAGUUUAGACGUGAAAGCCCAGACCCCUCUGUUCACAGCUGUGAGCGGUAGGCACUUGCAGUGCGUCCAGGCUCUUCUCAGGGCAGGGGCCAACCCAAAUGGGAGCGUCUACAACAACUGCUCGCCUGUCCUAACUGCUGCCAGAGAGGGAGAUGUGGACAUUUUGCAAGCGCUGCUGGAGCAUGGGGCUGAAGUCAACGUGCGCUCCAAGGUGCCAGAGUGGGCAUCGAAUGCAUGUGCCUGCAGCGGCCCACUCUACCUGGCUUCAGUCUACAGGCACUACGACUGCUUCCGGCUGCUCCUCCUAUACGGGGCUGACCCCGAUUUCAACUGCACGGAGCAAAGACUCCUAGCAAAGAUCAAACAACCAAAGACGGUAAUGGAAAUGUGCCUCAGGUACGGCUGUGGGCCUCAGUACAUCCAGCUGCUUAUAGACUUUGGAGCAAACCUUUACCUGCCAGGCCACAGCCCUGUGAAAAAUACACAGCAGAACAAAGCUGCUGAGCUCCUAGCUGGAGCCACAGCUCAGCCAAGAUCGUUGAUGUCACUCACCAGAAUGGCCAUCCGCAAAUCGCUCAAACUCCUAAGUGGGCUACAUUCCAUUGACGAACUGGACAUACCGCUAAUCCUGAGGAAGUAUUUGAAGCACCAGACUUGA